This is a messenger RNA of Botrytis cinerea B05.10, 561 nucleotides long. RefSeq lists its product as hypothetical. Gene Ontology annotation, molecular function: oxidoreductase activity, acting on NAD(P)H. The coding region runs from base 1 to 561 and encodes 186 amino acids. The transcript has 2 exons. The record is from RefSeq and is a predicted model, not a curated record. Lineage: Eukaryota; Fungi; Ascomycota; Leotiomycetes; Helotiales; Sclerotiniaceae.
AUGAAGCCCGUCCCAGAUAACUACGGCAUUGUCAAAACAGCUGUCGGGGAAACAAGACUGCAGCCAAUUCCAACCCCACAACUUCGGGAUGAUUACAUUCUUGUUAAAACAAUUGCCGCCGCAAUAAGUCCCACAGAUUGGCAAACGGUAGAUGAACAAUCUAGUCCAACAACUAAGGGGCCUACGCUCUUGGGAUGUGAUUUUGUGGGGAUCGUGGUUGAGAUUGGGAAGGAUGUGAAGAAAGAAUGCAAGAAGGGGGAUAGAAUUGAGGGGAUGAUCCAUGGAGGUAAUGACAUCGAGCUUGAAGAUGGAACAUUCGCAAAAUAUAUUUUAGUCAAAGGCAAUAUUGCAUUUCACAUUCUAGAGAAUUUCAGUUUCGAAGAAGCUCAAUCGUUUGGUGUUAAAAUCACCACUAUUGUGUUGGGCUUCUACAAAUAUUUGUCUUUACCUCUCUUGACUUUUCCGCUGCCCAUGCCAAGUUCUGAGCGCAAGUUGCCCAUCUUGAUUUAUGGAGGAAGCCCAGCAACUGGAACCUUAGCUGUUCAAUUUGCCAAGUUGUGA